AUGAUCGCUCUCUCCCUCCUUUCGAUUCCGUUCCUCGCGUCGUUGGCCCUCGCUCUCAAUGACUGGUCAAAGCCUUGCUUCAGUGGCAGGUGCUCCUACGAUCUCCACGGCUCAGUCGACGGCUCUAUGACCAUUGAAGGAUCACCUGAUGCGAUUUCCGACAUUACGCCCGCAGCGGGGUGGUGGAUCAUCGGCUGCGACCCUCAAGCCGAAGCGCAAGACAUCCGUAUCGUCUGCAUUCACACAGACCGAUGCGGGCAUUUGUUCCGUAACCUCGGUGCCCAGGGCAAACUCGUACGGCUCCCCGAGAAGUGUGGCAAGAUGGCAUUUGCUCGGGUUGUCAAAUCCUGGGUAGAUGAUAACCAGAACGUGCCCAUGGAAGUCGAGUCGAAGAUGCAGCGCAGAGGUGCCGACAAUCCAGUCAGAGGGCUCACUCUCGAUACUAACUUUGCGGCCAUCGAUCCUUCCGUAACUGGCCCAGUACAUAUCACCAUCGUAGGCGCUACCGUUCCAGGAGCCACCGGGAAUGCCACUAUCACUAGACGCGCCCCGACCGUUAUACGGCGUACCAAAAUUGGUCCCCGGGGUUCUAACUUCAUCGAAUCUGCAUUUGAUCGCUUCACAUCGUUUGACUUGGAUUCAAUCAAAGACCUUCCUCCCGUACACGUCAACCAGAACUUCCCUAUUAUCAAGAAGAGCUUCAGCUGCGACAUACCGGGAGAGAAUAGCCCAUCCAUCAAAGGAUCGCUCGAGGCCAGUAUAGAUGCGAGUAUCCACGCCGUAGUACAGGUUGGCGUCGCCGCUGAAGGGACCAUCAUCCCCCCGCGUAUCGAUUCCUUCGGUCUGUUCGCUGCUCUAGAUGCGGAUAUAUCCGGCACUUUGAAUAUCGUCGCUUCCGCUGCUGGAACCUUCGACUCCGGGACUAUCAAUAUCUUCGAGCAAGGAAUCCCCGGGUUGGAGUUCCCUGGGAUCCUUACCGUGGGACCUAUGUUCAGACUCGAGGCGAAGGCAUCUACAACUGUCGAGGGCAGCGUGGACGCCAAAGUCGGCCUUACCUACCGCGUAGAAGAUGCGCAGCUCUUCUUCCCGAAGACAGAUCGAAAGCGACCCACUGGCGGAUUCGCCCCUAACAAUACACCCCUCAAGCUAUUCGCUGAUCCAAGCAUCUCUGCUAAGGGUUCCAUUGGCGUCCACAUCAUCCCCAAGAUUGAGUUCGGCAUUAGUGCACUUAAGGGCCUUGCUAAAGCGACAGUGAGCUUGGAGGUUGACGCAGACGCUUCUGUUAACCUCAACCUGGACGCGAGCGCCCAUGUUGGCUACGAUGUCAUUUCAGGCCGCUCACCCGUACUUUUACCUGCCUCUGCAGAGUCGCCUGCCACCCAUCUCGGCUCUGACGGGCCCGUGAACACCCUCAACGAGGUUUCCAAGCGCGAUCCUGGCGCUUCGGUUCAUGGUUGCAUCAAAUUCGAUGCAGGCAUUGACGCAGGAGCAGCCGUGAAUGGAAAGUUCUUCGGUUUGUUCGGCGACGGUGCCCGUUUGGAAAUAUAUAAGACACGAUUCGAUAUCUAUGAGAAAUGUUGGGGUGCUAGCACUUCUGCGAAGGUUCCGCGUGCUCUGUACCACAUCAGCCUGCCCCACGCUCCCGUCAUGCGAAGAGAUACUCAAGGGCCUUGCUAUCCGGCAACGCUGGCAAAGAUGUUCAUGAUUGUUGAUCAGAUAAUCCCCGGCCCUAGCAUAACGUCCAAGCACUAA
This is a messenger RNA of Pleurotus ostreatus (oyster mushroom), 1752 nucleotides long. RefSeq lists its product as uncharacterized. The transcript has 10 exons. Bases 1 to 1752 code for a protein of 583 amino acids. The record is from RefSeq and is a predicted model, not a curated record. NCBI's taxonomy places the organism in Eukaryota, Fungi, Basidiomycota, Agaricomycetes, Agaricales, Pleurotaceae.